UUUGUUUCUCUUUUUCUCAACGCAAGAGCACUCGAGCCUGUCCUCGACGACGGCCGGGGAAGUAUCCUGAGCCAUGGCGCCCAUCGUCAACCCUCAAGAGAGCAUUGAGGCUUUCCGCCAUCGCCUUGAUGGCGUCUCGAUAUUUACCUAUAUCAUGAUCAUGGUGCUCGUUCCUCUAAGAAUCUGGUGUCGUUACCGCCAUCGGGGGUGGCGCAACGUGCAAUGGGAUGACUACAUGGCUCUGGGCGCGUUAGCAAUUGCAAACGGCUUCUUUUACGUGUGCAUUAUCGGUAUGCGGGAAUCGUUGGGCCUUCACAUCAACGAGAUUGAGAACCCACUCCAAAUCGUGGCUUUCCUAAAGAACGUUUACGUGGGCAACAUACUCUACACCCUGAGUAUCACGACAAUCAAGCUCUCUGUGCUGGCUUUCUACUGGCGGUUAUUCGAAAUCAAGGCUCGAAUCACCAUUUGCGUUGUCACUGCCGCUGCAGUUGCCUGGUGUAUUGCCAUUUUACUCUGUGUCAUUCUCAGCUGCCUCCCUGUUCGAGCUGCCUGGGACAUCACCAUCACAGACGCAAAAUGCAUUGCCCUCCGUGGCAUCUACCUCGGCGGCUCAGUCCCCAAUGUCUUCCUCGACCUCUUCAUCGUUCUCAUGCCUCUACCACACGUUUGGCGCUUGAACGCGCCAUUCGCGCAGCGCAUCGUGCUCGCGGGCAUGUUUGCGCUCGGCACAUUCAUCGCCGUCGUGUCCCUCGUGCGCCUCAUCAUCUUCCUACAGAUUCCCAUUGCUACGCAAGGCGAUGUGACAUACAACUUCCGCGAGAUCAUUAUGUGGUCGAUCGUUGAGGUCAACGUGGGUCUGGCGUGUGCUUGUCUGCCCAGUUUGAAGCCUGUAUUCAAGAUGGUGGGACUGAACAAACUCUUCUCUUUCUCUUCAUCUCGGCCUUCGAACGUGGAAUCUCCAGUGGCCUCACACCAGUACGCGACUGGCGGCUCGUCGGGUUCUAGGCCGCGUAAGAAGGGCGCUACUGGCGGCUUGUUCUCCACGCUGGCGGGCAUGAGCAGGAUGGAUGAUGAAGAAGAAACCAAAUUUGCGAAUGAUGAAUCUGGCAAAAACAAUGCCGAGAUCGAGUUGGCGCGUGUGAGCGACGAUAGUGCACAGAGGAAUACGGUGAGCGGCAUCAAUGUGCAGAAGAACUGGAGUGUCUUUGUGGAUGAGAGGAAAGGUGGUCGGUAACAGAAGUUCACGACAUCGAUGAUGGAUCAAGCGCACUGUCUGCUGCAUCGACCUCUGGAUGCAAAAGCAGUAGAAAAGGGUGCAAGUUUUCGACACAUACGUUUGGUAUUUUAAAAGUGACCGCGGCGGUCCUCGUUUCUUUCUUCUCGGCCCAUUGACUGCGGCUUUGUAGCUUCGGAAGCUUUCUUAAUCAAGCAGGGAACAUAGGAAAAGGAAUAAUUGUGCAUUCGAGGUUGGGAAAAGGCUGGAGAUGUAGGCAGG
Messenger RNA from Exserohilum turcica Et28A, 1498 nucleotides. RefSeq lists its product as uncharacterized. The coding region runs from base 74 to 1237 and encodes 387 amino acids. Lineage: Eukaryota; Fungi; Ascomycota; Dothideomycetes; Pleosporales; Pleosporaceae. The transcript is spliced from 4 exons. The record is from RefSeq and is a predicted model, not a curated record.